Molecule: messenger RNA, 939 nt
Organism: Dentiscutata erythropus
Lineage: Eukaryota; Fungi; Glomeromycota; Glomeromycetes; Diversisporales; Gigasporaceae
Source: the annotation of a GenBank genome assembly
AUGACUUCUACAUCUGUAAAGGUUGCCUUAAGAAUUAGACCGUUGAGCGGAAAAGAGACCAUCCAAGGCUGCAAUGAGUGCCUAACACUUAUCCCCGAUGCUCCGCAACAAAUUCUCAUUGGAACUGACCGCUCAUUCACCUUUGAUUACGUUUUUCCUUCGGAUACUGAACAAGAGGAAGUUUUUCAAGAUUGUGCAAUAUCUCUUCUUGAUAAAUUUAUUGAAGGUCAAACCGGUAGUGGUAAAACUUAUAGUAUGGGUACAGCCCUUGAUGGCUCAAACAUUUCAGCUGAUCACAUAAGUGAAGCUGCGGGUAUGGUCCCACGUUCGAUACAUCGUCUGUUUGACGAUCUUAACGACAGAAAAUCGAAGAAUCCUUCCUACCAAUUCGAAGUCUUUGUGACUUUUCUUGAAUUAUAUAAUGAAGAUCUUGUAGAUUUAUUAAAUCAUCAAAAUCGUGAUAAUAUUAAAAAAGGAAAAAGUGAAUUAAUGAUAAGAGAAGAUUCGAACGGCCAUAUUUAUUGGGCUGGCUCUUCGUAUCGAACUGUUGCAUCCACUGAUAUGAACAUGGUAUCUUCACGGUCACAUGCCAUUUUCUCUGUUAUCCUAAAACAAACAAGAGUUGAAAAUAUAGAGGAUAAUAAAGAAAAUAGUAUACCUCCCGCUGAAAAUUCUUCUAAAAAGAAAAAAUCAAAAACUUUAACCUCCAAAUUAGUUUCAAAAUUUCAUUUUGUGGAUUUGGCUGGUUCUGAAAGACUAAAAAGAACUAAUGCUGUGGGUGAUCGUGCAAAAGAAGGCAUAGCAAUAAACGGGGGUCUUUUGGCCCUAGGAAAUGUUAUCAGUGCUCUUGGUGAUGAAUCACGGAAGGCAACUCACGUUCCAUAUAGAGAUUCAAAAUUGACAAGAUUAUUACAGGAUUCUCUUGGUGGUAACAGGUAA